UGUGUGUGUGUUUGUGUGUGUGUUAUAUUGUGCUCAAUGGUGUGGUGUCCUAGCUUGUAGAGUUAUUUCAUAUAUAGCACCGUUGCACUUGCUUAGUGGCCUGGUAGUAAUGGCGCUCUUUGUUUUGUCUCUCUUAUUCUUCUCAUUCUUAAUGGGGAUGAGUUCCGAGGGUCAGCUUGAAGUAGGUUUCUACUCCAACACAUGUCCUCAAGUAGACUCAAUUGUCGGUGCCGUUGUUAGAGACGCUGUUCUCUCUGACCCCAACAUGGCUGCUGUCUUACUCAGACUUCAUUUUCACGAUUGCUUUGUUCAGGGAUGUGAUGGUUCAAUUCUGAUUGAGAAUGGUCCACAAUCGGAGAGACAUGCAUUUGGACAUCAAGGGGUUAGAGGGUUUGAAGUGAUAGAAAGAGCCAAGACAAAAUUGGAAGGCUCUUGCCCCGGCUUGGUUUCUUGUGCAGACAUAGUGGCUUUGGCAGCCAGAGACGCUGUAGUCAUGGCAAAUGGGCCGGCAUAUCAAGUUCCAACAGGGAGGAGAGAUGGGUUGGUUUCCAAUCUUUCGCUUGCAGAUGACAUGCCAGAUGUUAGUGAUUCAAUUGAGCUACUCAAGACCAAGUUUCUCAACAAGGGUCUCUCCGUGAAAGACCUUGUUCUUCUUAGUGGUGCGCAUACAAUUGGAACCACAGCGUGUUUCUUUAUGACCAGAAGACUGUACAACUUUUUCCCAAGUGGUGAGGGGUCAGACCCAGCAAUUAGCCAAAACUUCCUCCCUCAGCUAAAGGCAAGGUGCCCUAAGAAUGGAGAUGUUAAUGUUCGUCUAGCUAUUGAUGCAUGGAGUGAGCAGAAGUUUGACAUAAACAUUUUGAAGAACAUAAGGGAAGGUUUUGCUGUGCUAGAAUCUGAUGCCAGACUCAAUGAUGACAUAGCCACCAAGAAUAUCAUUGACUCCUAUUUUUCUCCCUUCAGUCCAAUGUUUGGACCUUCUUUUGAAGCUGAUUUUGUUGAGUCAAUUGUGAAAAUGGGCCAAAUUGGUGUCAAGACAGGUUUCCUUGGAGAGGUUAGGCGCGUGUGUUCAGCUUUUAAUUGAAGUAAAUACGCAUGCAAUUAAUGAUCAAUUGGUCAUAAUAAAAAUAAUGUAUGGCUUCUAGCUAAGUUAUUUUUUGAGUGGAAGGCUUCUGCACUUCAUUAUAUCUAUUGUUAUUGUGUAAUUCAACUCGGUAAUGUGCACUUCAUAUGUGCAAAGUCCCACACCUCUCGCUUGUUUGGUUUGGGCAAAAUGUCGUCAAUUCUCAUUAUAUGUUCGGUUUUGAGUCUGUUAGAGCAUGUUCCAUGGAAAUUAUUUAUGAAAUUCUUAAAUUCAAGAA
Glycine soja is the source of this 1361-nucleotide messenger RNA. RefSeq names its product peroxidase 43-like. The transcript is spliced from 4 exons. Bases 110 to 1084 code for a protein of 324 amino acids. NCBI's taxonomy places the organism in Eukaryota, Viridiplantae, Streptophyta, Magnoliopsida, Fabales, Fabaceae. Gene Ontology annotation, biological process: response to oxidative stress; hydrogen peroxide catabolic process. The record is from RefSeq and is a predicted model, not a curated record. Gene Ontology annotation, cellular component: plasmodesma; plant-type cell wall. Gene Ontology annotation, molecular function: peroxidase activity; heme binding.